Molecule: messenger RNA, 2586 nt
Organism: Erinaceus europaeus (western European hedgehog)
Lineage: Eukaryota; Metazoa; Chordata; Mammalia; Eulipotyphla; Erinaceidae
Product: steroid 17-alpha-hydroxylase/17,20 lyase
Exons: 8
Coding region: 76-1596 (506 amino acids)
Biological process (GO): progesterone metabolic process; hormone biosynthetic process
Molecular function (GO): steroid 17-alpha-monooxygenase activity; heme binding; iron ion binding
Source: RefSeq, a predicted model, not a curated record
AGUAUUUUAAAAAGUCCUCUCACACCUUAGAGUAGAGCAGGUCCUCUUGCCACAACUUUUGGUACUGCCACCACUAUGUGGGAGCUCUGGACACUCCUGCUGCUCGUCCUGGCCUAUUACUUGUGGCUCAAGAAGGAUCCUAGAGCCAAGUACCCAAAGAGCCUCCCAUCCCUGCCUGUGCUGGGCAGCCUGCCCUUCCUCCCCAGACACGGCCAGCCCCACGUGAACUUCUUCAAGCUGCAGGAGAAGUAUGGGCCCAUCUAUUCCUUCCGAAUGGGAAGCAAGAUGACAGUGAUUGUGGGCCACCACCAGCUGGCCAAGGAGGUGCUUCUCAAGAAAGGCAAGGAGUUCUCUGAGAGGCCCAGUAUGGUGACCACUGACAUCCUGUCUGACAACCAAAAGGGUGUUGCCUUCUCCAAUGGUGCCCAGUGGCAGCUGCAUCGAAAGCUGGUGCAGGCUUCCUUUGCUCUGUUCAAGGAUGGCAGCCAGAGGCUAGAGAAGAUCAUACAUAAGGAAAUCAGCUUAAUGUGUGAUUUCCUGGCUACCCAGAACGGACAGUCCACAGAUUUGUCUUUGCCUAUCUUCUUGGCUGUGACCAAUGUCAUCGGCUUGAUCUGCUUCAACUGCUCCUACAAGAUUGGGGAUCCUGAGCUCAAGGUCAUAAAGAAUUACAAUAAUGGCAUCGUGGAAUUUGUGGGCCAGAACAAUAUGGUGGACAUCUACCCCUGCUUGAAGAUUUUCCCCAACAAAAGCCUGGAAAUGAUGAGAAACUGUGUUAAGAUGAGAGAUAACUUGCUGAAUAGAAUUGUUAAAAAAUAUAAGGAGAACUUCAGCAGUGACUCCAUCACUAAUUUGUUGGACAUAAUGGUCCAAGCCAGGAUGAACUCCGAAAAGGACGGUGCUGACCAAAAUGAGAACUUAAAGAUGCUUUCAGAUAGACACAUUCUCUCCACCAUAGGUGACAUCUUUGGGGCAGGAGUGGAGACCACCACCACUGUGGUACAGUGGACAGUGGCCUUCCUGCUACACAACCCUCAGCUAAAGAAGAGGAUCCAGGAGGAGAUUGACCAGAAUAUAGGCUUCAGCCGAACACCAAAUAUCAAGGACCGGAACCACGUCAUCCUGCUGGAAGCCACCAUCAGAGAGGUGCUGCGCAUCAGACCUGUGGCUCCUUUGCUCAUCCCCCACAAGGCCACUGUUGACACCAGCAUUGGUGACCUUGCCAUUGACAAGGACACAGAGGUUAUCGUCAAUUUGUGGGCGCUUCAUCACAGUGAGAAGGAGUGGCACCAGCCUGACAAGUUCAUGCCCGAGCGCUUCUUGGACCCAGAAAGGAAGCAUCUCAUCACACCCUCCAUGAGCUACCUUCCUUUUGGAGCUGGUCCCCGUACUUGCUUAGGUGAGAACCUGGCCCGCCAGGAGCUCUUCCUCUUCAUGGCCUGGCUGCUGCAGAGGUUCGACCUGGAGGUCCCGGAUGAUGGACAGCUUCCCUGCUUGGAAGGCAUCGCCAAGGUGGUUUUACUGAUUAAACCUUUCAAAGUGAAGAUCAAGGUUCGCCAGGCCUGGAGGGAGGCCCAGGCUGACAGGAGCACCUAGAGGGCUUCCUCACACCUGUCUCCACCCCAGGAAGCCUUACAACAUGCUUCAGAGAGGCUAUCCCCCCCCCUCCUUCCCUUCCCCUCUCCUGGCCCAUCUGCCUUCUACCAGCCUGCAGCCUGGCAUCUGUGGGCAUGAAUAACCCAGCACACUUUGCAUUGAACCCCAGUUCUGCCUAUGUGUCUCUGUACCUGGACACUCAGCCUCCCCGGGCUUGUGAAGCUCAUUCGAGUAAGGGCUGACAAAUAAAGAUAGAUUGCAGAGAGUCCUUGGAGCCCUGGCAUCAACUAUCCCGAUGGUGAGGUGAGAAUACUGAGGUGGGGAAGCCAUGGUGACAAGGGGUUGAUCAGGCAGCUUGAGCACCUGGGGCAGGUGUCCUGUGCUGGGGGAGCACAGGUGAGAAGACCUCUAGCAGGGAAGGUCAGUGUGGCUGGAGCAGAGCCAGUGAGGGGACAGUGGGUGUGGGUUACAUCAGAUCUGUGCAAGGAGCAGGAGUUCAGCCUCUUAUCCAUAUGUGUCCUCAGUGCACUGAGGGUUUAAACAUGUAAGAUAAAAGUCUAGUUUAUACUUGAAUUAUCAUUCCAGCUGCUGAUUCAGUCAUUCUAUAGAGAAUGUGGGUGGCUGCUGUGUUAAUCCAAGAUAGUGUGUUGAUGGUGCCAAAACCGUCUAUACUAACAGAGAUGAGAGAUUCUAGGGAAUGAGUUUACGAGUUUCUAUUUUGAAAGCACAGCAAACCCCCCCCAUUGUCUUAACCCCAGUAAACAUCACUACCUGAACCUCAAAGCUUUGGAUGGGAGAGCAUGUGACUCCACAGUCGUGACCUGCCACCACCUCGCCCUCCCAUCUGGGCUCUUUCUUGUCCCAGUAGGGCAUCACACUGGCCAGAAAUGGUUUUUUCAGCCUCAUUGAUGAAGCAACUCAUUCUCAUAACUCCAGAUAGCUGUCUAUACUUCAGUGGAAUAAAGAGUCAUGAUUUCUUAAAACUUAAAA